AUGGCAGAAGCUGGUGCAUUUACUAUGACAUAUCUACCAUCAACGUCAAAACGACCUUGCUAUUGUUGUCUAGUAGAUAACAAUGAUCUUAAUAAUAUGGAGUUAUCUCAUAUUACUUUACGAACCCCAGAAAUCAUGAAAAAAAUAAUCAAUGAAAAUCGAGCAAAAGAUUUUUUGAUUCAUGAAGAAAUUAAUUAUUUCUGGAAAUCUAAAGAUUUUAACAUUUACUCAGCAACGGUUCUGGAUCGGAUGCACAUGCUCGAUCUUGGAAUCACAAAAUAUCUUCUAGAGUAUACACGUGAAUAUUUACAGCAAAAAGUUGACAGUAAAACUGUUAACGAAAUUGAUCAUAGACUUCGUAAAAUUCCACGUUACCCAGGAUUGAUUAUUUUUAAAAAUGGAUUAGAAAAUAUAACGAAGUUUACUGCCAAUGAUUAUCGCAACAUAAUGAAAGUGAUCAUCUUUAUUAUAGAUAAUUUAUAUGAUAAUUACAAAGAAGGUGGAAUAAUGUGUAAAAAAUUAUGCAAUGUUUUUUAUAAAUAUUUAAAAAUGUAUAUGAUGUUGCGACAAGAAAUGUUUACAGAUAUGGAUUUAAAAGAGUUAGAGACGCUAAUAAUUGAAUUUUGUCAAGAAUUUGUAAAUAUAUUUUUUGAAUAUUCUACCAGCCAUUGUAAAAUCCCAAAACUUCACAUGCUCCGCUAUCAUGUAAUUCCAUCAAUUCGCCUUUAUGGUUUUAUGAACGUAAUGUCGACUGAAACGUAUGAAACAUUACACAAAAGCAAUGUAAAAAAUCCCUACAGAUCGACCAAUAAAAAAAACUAUGUUCUACAAAUGCUUAAAACGUUACAUAAAAUAAGGAAAUCUAGCGGAUUUAAAAAUCUGCUGUGGGAAUUUAAAUUUACUGAAAUUGAAGAAAAAGUAUCUCAAAUAAUACAAGAUGAUACUAUUAAUCCCUUACAUAAAACAGGGUUUAAAAAUUUUCGUGCUGGGUUGGAAGAGUUUUUGACAGAAAAUGAUGUUACUUAUGAUGAAAAUUUUGGAUAUUUCAAAAUAUAUUCAAAUGCAUCUGUUGAAUCAAUGGAUAUUAUUCGAACGUCAGGAAGUUUUUAUGGCAGUGAGUGGUUUAGCGAUGUAGCAGUUUCCUCUGAGAAAACUGAAUGGUAUGGAAAGGCACUUCUAUUAUUUGAAUUUUUUGCAGAAAAUAAAAAAGAUCCAAUAAACCUUAUUUUACUACAAUGGUAUGAUGAAAUAUAUGAAGAAAUGUAUGAAUCAAUCUUCAAUUACCAAAACUUCACAUGUGGCGGUAUCACACUAUUCAUACAAUCAAACGUUAUGGAUCACUUAAUGGAAACUAUGAAAUCAUUAUUAUGGAAAUUGCUGAUUAGUGAUCUACAAGCUCUUCGGGAAAAACUUGAACAUGAAAAUAGUGUAGAUGAACUAUGUAUUGAAGGAAUGCAUCACCUAAUUAAUUAUUUAGAUGCUUAUUUGGAUGAUAAAUCCAAUGUUACUGAAUGUGAAGAUAUUUAUUUAAAAAUUUAUGCUACAGGAGUAUUGUCAAAUAAUGAAAUUAUUUAUGCUACUAGUAAAUUUCACAAUAAUGCAAAAUUUAGUGAUAUCGCAAUAGCAAUGGAUAAUGUUGAUUAUUUAACUGAUGAUGGAUUGUGUUAUGGUAAAAUAUUAAUGAUAGCUGAAAUUUUAUUUCUUCCUAAUUAUUAUCCUAUUUUUCCUAUUGUAUUAGUGCAUUGGUUUAAUACAUAUGGUAAAGAGAUUUGA
This is a messenger RNA of Rhizophagus irregularis DAOM 181602=DAOM 197198, 1773 nucleotides long. NCBI's taxonomy places the organism in Eukaryota, Fungi, Glomeromycota, Glomeromycetes, Glomerales, Glomeraceae. The record is from RefSeq and is a predicted model, not a curated record.